AAGUUUAUGUAAUUAGGAUAUAAGAAUGGGUAAUUUAGAAAUAUGGUUGGCUUGGUUGCAAAAAAAGUCUGUUAAUUAAAACAGAGAAAACUUUAUCAGAUGUCCUUGUUAUCACAGUAGUAUGUGAACGUUAGUAGGGAAGUUACUGUAAGGUAAGGGCUAAUUGUACUUUCCUUGACCAUACUGUACAUGGUUGUUAGAAAUGUUCCAAGACCAGACUAAAGACCCAGCAGGACUGUUAGAGGAAGGAGACGUGGUCAAUCUCAUCAGCAAGCUUAACAGUAACAUUUCUUCUGCCCGUAUACACCAGAAACUUAAGGAAUUUGAGCUGAAGAAGACUGAUGGUAGCAUGGAGGGCUGGACAAGUCCCCGGGGGAGGAUACACAGUGACGAAUUUGUAACCUUGUUCAAGGAAUUGUCGACACGCCCGGAGAUUUACUUUCUAUUGGUUCGGUAUGUAAAUAUAUAUAUAGGAAUUUCUUGUCCCGUUAUAAAACACCUACAGUCAU
Molecule: messenger RNA, 509 nt
Organism: Mizuhopecten yessoensis (Yesso scallop)
Lineage: Eukaryota; Metazoa; Mollusca; Bivalvia; Pectinida; Pectinidae
Product: inactive phospholipase C-like protein 1
Exons: 2
Source: RefSeq, a predicted model, not a curated record